AAUUGUCAAACAUCACCGCCUCCACCACCCCCUCAGUCACUGAUACGUGACUAUUGGUAUGAAUUGAAAUUUUCGGAUUUAUUUAAAUUUAUCAAUGCCGAUGGUCGCUAUCAAUGUCCACGUUAUAAUUGUUUAAAAAGUUAUAAAGAUGCUAGCUCUCUACAGCGACAUAUCAGAUCAUUUACAAUUACUUAUACUCACCACUACAGCUGAUAAUCAACAGACUCCUUCUAAUCAUGAUUUCAUUAUAAUGGAUGAUAUAAAUGCCAUCAGUAAUGCUCUCAAUCAUACAACAGCAACACAUUUAACAAACGAAGAACAUGAUGAACAUGAACACUGUACACGUUUAGAUUCUUGUCAAUCACCAGAUCAAUUUUUCAUUUCUAUGGUCAAUGAAUUUCUUAAUGAUGAUACCACUACAUUACCCGAUGAAACAGCCAAGACAUCUCCCUUAGCUAUAGAGUAUCUGGAAGAACCUAAUGAAACUGUUGUAGAAAGUUUAAUAAAUUUUCAUUGUUUAACUAAGAAUAGCGAAAUCAAUAACAGCUCAAACUCCAGCACCUCAUCUUCAACUUCAACUACGGCAAUAACUCCUGUCUCAACGAUAUCUUCUGCAACUGGUUUUCGUAUCAAUAAAUUGACUGAUGAUACCAGAAAUAUGAAUUCUUUACUUUUAAGUAAUUUAAAUGACAACUUACCGGAUAAUGUUAAGGAGAUUUCUUAUCAAAGAUUUGGUCGUUUCAAUACUAAUCUACCAGCUGAGGUACAUAAUUUUAAGUGUCAUCUAUGUGCAUUUUCUUGUGCUUUAAAGGAAGUAUUAUUACAACAUUUUCAGGAUAAACAUCCGACUUAGGGAAAUAGAUU
Lucilia sericata (common green bottle fly) is the source of this 864-nucleotide messenger RNA. RefSeq lists its product as uncharacterized. The record is from RefSeq and is a predicted model, not a curated record. Lineage: Eukaryota; Metazoa; Arthropoda; Insecta; Diptera; Calliphoridae. The transcript has 2 exons. Bases 149 to 853 code for a protein of 234 amino acids.